AUGCCACUAGGGAUUGCCAUCAGCAAGAAGCUUGCCCGCGAUAGGGGCGUGAAGAAGGCUGACUUUGAGAAUGACGAUGAUGAUGAUGACCCGGAACAAUAUGAGAUCCCGGAUGACCUGGCGGCUAGCCACACUAGCAAGACUGCAGAAAAUUAUGGUGUCACCAUUGAUGUGCUAAAGCGCCUGACGGCAGAGUCGCUGGAGAUAUUUGGUCAGGUCAGCCACCGGUGGCACAAGUUCCUGGGACUCAUAGAGUUAGGGUUAUCACCGUCAUCAAAGCCAUCCCUAAAAAGGGAAUGUGCGGCGGACGCAGGAGGGCUGACGCCUAGAAAGCGGCCUAAAAUACUGCCUCUCGACAAGGCAGUCUCCGAAGUGGCUUCCGAGCAAGCCCUUCUAAAAGCUCUCCGGGCGGUUCUGCGGGAUGACCAUGCACAGUUCCGGACACCACAGCAAAAGGAGGCGGUGCGGCUGGCUGCAGCAAAGGAGACCCCGAUCGUCGCGAUCCUACCAACAGGCGGUGAGAAAAGCCUAGUCUUCAUAGUGCCAGCCAUGCUGUCCAGUUCUAAGGUCACAAUUGUAGUAGCACCAUACGCGGAGCUAAAACGGCAACUGGUCACCCGCUGCAUCGAUGCUGGGCUAGACUGCAAGCACUGGCCCGAGGCACAGGAGAGCUGGCCAAGGGUGGUACUAGUGUCAGCAGAAGCAGCCUCGAGUGAUGACUUCUUACAAUGGGCAGCAGACGUGGGUGUCCGGGGGAAGCUCGACCGGGUGGUGAUUGAUGAGUGUCAGCUUACGUUUACCGCAGCUGGCGAGUACCGAAGGAAGCUUCGGGGGUUGGUGCUCCUCCGUAACCUAGGGUGUCCGUUUGUGUUUUUGACUGGGACAUUGCCACCGCUCUGCCAGCAAGAAUUCGAGGAGGCCAUGCAACUGCAGAGCCCGCUUUACAUCCGCGCUUCUAGCCACCGUGUCAAUAUGGAAUAUUCGGUGGUUCGGGUGAAGAAUGGGCGGGGAGCGACAGAAGUUCAGAAGUUGGUUGAAUCCCGAGUGGCAGGGCUUGCCCCUGGAGAGAAAGGGGUCAUUUACUGCAACAGUCAUUUAAAAUGCAAGGUGCUGGCUCAGCGGCUAGGGUGCCACUAUUAUCAUGGCAAUCCUGCGGACAGCAACGCUCACUUCGUUGCCCAGCGAGAGGCUGGUUUCCAGGCGUGGCUCGGCGGGAUCUCACAUGUCCUUCACCUCGAAGCACCACAUUCCAUCAUUGACUAUGCGCAGGAAGCUGGACGUGCCGGAAGGGGUGGGGAGCGUGUUGUAGCUGUGGUGGUGAUUGAGGAGAAGGACUGGCCAGAGGAAGACGCGGCAAAGGACAGCUGCCUUGAGCUGAAACGGCGCGAGGUGAACAGCUUCAUCCGGACAAAGGGGUGUCGGCGUAGGAUCCUUGGGCGGUGCCUAGACAGUGACCUACGGGACUGCAAGGGGAUUGAAGCGGUGCUGUGCGAAAACUGCAGGCGACAGGAACUGGUCUGGAAGAGUGAGUUGUCUACGCAAGGGAUGAUUAUGUCUCAGGCGUACGGGCGAAAGGUGGCACGAGGGUUGGAGCAGAUGGAGUCGGCGCUAGAGGAAGUAAGGGAGCUUGGGCAGUGGGGUUGCCGGAUGUGCUGGAUGUUCAAGGGGGCGAAGGAGGCAAGAGGACACAAGUGGAUGGAGUGCACUGAGAUCGAGGAGUGCCUGAGUUUCCGAGGGUGCAUGGAAUUCCAGGGGAAGAUUAACUACCGACGGGACCGACAGGCGCAGUUUCUAAGCUGCUUCUACUGUCAUGUGUCGCAGCAGCUAUGCCGGGAUGGGUACAAGGGGGGAGGGAAAGGGUGUCAGUGGAAGCACGUUGUGAUACCAGCGGCGAUAGCAGCUACGACGGAGGAGGGGUUAUGGGCCCGGGUGCAAGAGCUCGCGGGGAGAGAGCUGCAGGAGGAGACGGAGUACGGGCGGUGGCUGGAGCAAAAGCAUCCCAAGUUGGUGUGUGGGCAGGAGAUGACGAAUGCAAUGGCGGUUUUCGAAUUGGUGUUGAGAUGGAGGGCUGAGAAGGGGGUUGGGAGGUAA
Molecule: messenger RNA, 2091 nt
Organism: Pseudogymnoascus destructans
Lineage: Eukaryota; Fungi; Ascomycota; Leotiomycetes; Thelebolales; Thelebolaceae
Exons: 3
Coding region: 1-2091 (696 amino acids)
Biological process (GO): double-strand break repair via homologous recombination
Cellular component (GO): RecQ family helicase-topoisomerase III complex; cytoplasm; chromosome
Molecular function (GO): ATP binding; four-way junction helicase activity; nucleic acid binding
Source: RefSeq, a predicted model, not a curated record